ACCAGUUUGUCGUCAUUCAUUGCCAAAAGCCAAUACAGCGUGCAAUAUCCUUCACCAUUAUACCAUACGUGGUUAGCAUUGGCCUAUAACCCCAACAGUUGCUGUCUGCAUUGUUCCAUCAGGCCCGAAUAUUUAUCCAAAAGCAUCACGACUAUCGAGAAGUCCCUGUAUUAAGGCAUAUUCGUCUUAAAUUUUCGCAUUAUUGUAUUUUCUCUACUCGCGUCCUUUAUAAACACAGAAUUACAUUACACGUAUUCAUUAUUGUCUCAUGACAUACACAAAGCCAGUGAUAUCGCUCCCUGCAGUGUGUCAGACUCCUCCCGAAGCCCAAUACACGGUAAUAUUUCUCCAUGGGCUCGGCGACUCAGGCCAGGGCUGGUCGUUCAUUGCCAGCGCCGCGCGCAACUACAAGCUCGACCACUUCAACUUCAUCUUCCCGUCUGCCCCAGAUAUACCUUCGUCACUCAACUUUGGCAUGGUAAUUCCGGCCUGGUACGAUCUAAAGUCGCUCCACAACGUACGUGCUGACGAGGAUGUGGACUCCAUCGAGAUGUCGCUUGAAUACGUAACGCUGUUGGUCGAGGAAGAGGUGACACGCGGGGUACCAAUGGAGCACAUCAUAGUGGGUGGCUUCUCCCAGGGCUGUGCCCUUUCGCUCUUGCUUGCAGCCACACUAGGCGAGCGAAUGGGUGGCUUCAUUGGGUUGUCCGGCUACAUCCCGAUGCUAGAUACCGUCAAGCACAUCAACUGUACUGAUCCGGACCUUGCGCGAGCAAAUAGUACCACACCUAUCUUUCUUGCCCAUGGGGAGAAGGAUAACGCCAUCAAGUUUGAGUUGAGCAGAGAGAACGAGGCAUGUCUCCGCGACUGGGGCUUCCAAGACAUUACGUACAAGCAGUACAAGGGCUUGAGCCAUAGCACUAAUGACGAGGAAAUCGAUGACGUGAUGAAGUGGUUGGUCCGUGUGAGCGAACUAGAAUUAGCAUAGCAAGCGGGCAUAAAGAUAAAUGAGGAGCAAUACUUAAUUAUGACAAUGAGUAAAAAUGAGAGUGGAAAGAAUAAUAUGGAUGGCGUGACACAUGUGUGGAGAGUGAUAAAACAUCUAUAUAAUCAAGACUUCGAAUAUACGC
Molecule: messenger RNA, 1130 nt
Organism: Babjeviella inositovora NRRL Y-12698
Lineage: Eukaryota; Fungi; Ascomycota; Pichiomycetes; Serinales
Exons: 1
Coding region: 269-988 (239 amino acids)
Biological process (GO): protein depalmitoylation
Cellular component (GO): cytoplasm
Molecular function (GO): carboxylic ester hydrolase activity; palmitoyl-(protein) hydrolase activity
Source: RefSeq, a predicted model, not a curated record